AUGGCUUCCGAUUCGCCUCCCAAAGGGGGGAUGUCUCUUUAUGCCAAUCUUCUCGACCCAUCAAACGACAAACCGGGAACGAUUUCUCGUGCUCCGGUUGUCUUCAAACAGAGCUCGGAGACUGAGGCGCAACCCGACGACGCGGCGGGUAAAAAGCAACUGAAUGCUGCUUCUCUCCGAUUCCAGCCAACAAGAAGGCCACAACUCUCAGCUCAGAAGUCCAAACCAAAGUCUAUGUUUCCCAAGGCAGCGCCACAUCUCACACCGAACCAAGCUCCAAUUCCCUCAGCAGCACCUCUAGCGAAGAGCACCUUGGCUGACUGGGCGGCCUUGGAAGAUGAUGACUACGGAUACCAGGGCGAGAAACGACAGCGUGGUGGCAGGAAGAAACGCAAGAAGAACCGUGAAGCGCAAAUUGUUCAGAACUGGGACGACAUCUAUGAUCCGUCGCGACCAAACAACUACGAGGAAUACCGACACAGUGACGAAAAAAUCAUGGAGGUCCGCGACUGGAAGGAUCGCUUGUAUGCGCAUCGGAUGAGACGCUCGCUGAGCCGAGACUCGGACAGCGAUGACGACAACAGGCCAAUGAACCGGCAAUUCGCACCCCCGAGCAGCUUUGCCCCUCCACCAAAUCUCAACAAUACGCCGCCCACACCAGCUUCCGUCCCCAAUGAUGCAUCUGGUGAAGAUGCCUUUGCUCGUCGUGCACGCCUCGGUCAGUCCGCUGGCUCCGCACAACAAAUUCCGCCACCGCCGCCUGAAGAACCCAACCCUAUCCCCAACGACCCCACCGGCGAAGACGCAUACAUGCGGCGCUUCCAGAAAGCCGGCAACCUAUCAUCAGAACAAAACAUACCCCCUCCUCCGCCACCACGCCCUCUCGACAAAUUCCAGCCUAGUACCGCCACAAUCUCCCGUGCCCCGGUUCGAUACACUCUACCCGCGCCGCCAGAAGAUAUGCCUGCGUCCGAAGCUGAGCUCGAAGCUGCAUUGGCCGAAGAAGAACCAGCAGACGAAGAAGAACAAGAUGAGGAUGCACCACGCUCUCUCCAUCCAGGCCAAAAGGGCUUCGCGGAACGUUUCAUGUCCAAGUAUGGCUGGACAAAGGGAUCUGGACUUGGUGCUACUGGUUCUGGUAUCAAGAAUCCGCUACAGGUGAAGGUUGAGAAGCGGAAGAAACGACCUGACUCAGAUGGCGGAGGCUUUGUUACGCCCGCUGGACGCGGCAAGAUCAUCGGAAGCAAGAAACUAGGAGGUUACGAGAGCAAAUUUGGCCCUAUGGGUGAAGUGAUUGUUCUGCGGGGCAUGUUGAAUGGAAUUGAUUUGCAGUCCGAACUGGAGACAAGUCAGGGUGGAGGGUUGAUGCAGGAGAUUGGCGAGGAAUGCAAUGAGAAGUAUGGAAUUGUCGAACGAGUCUACAUUGCUCGUGAUGCCGGGACUCCCGCCCCGGUCUUCGUCAAGUUCACAAGUCCGUUAUCUGCCUUACGGGCCGUCAAUGCUCUGGAAGGUCGGAUUUUCAACGGAAACACAAUCGAAGCGCGAUUCUUCGACACUGAGAAAUUCGACCAGGGGAUUUACACGGAUUAA
Molecule: messenger RNA, 1590 nt
Organism: Penicillium canescens
Lineage: Eukaryota; Fungi; Ascomycota; Eurotiomycetes; Eurotiales; Aspergillaceae
Exons: 5
Coding region: 1-1590 (529 amino acids)
Biological process (GO): mRNA cis splicing, via spliceosome
Cellular component (GO): precatalytic spliceosome
Molecular function (GO): RNA binding
Source: RefSeq, a predicted model, not a curated record